CUUGAACAUUAGUCGAGUUACGUUCUCUCGUGCUAAAUCAGUGCCGGUUAAAACAGUUCCAUUUUUUUAUAUUAAAAAAAACUGUGUUGUGUUUUUAUCUUUUACCAUUUCCAUCUUUGGAUUUUUUGUAAUCGAUUCACGAUGACGUGUCUGUGAUACAGUAGCUUUGGGCGUGAGUAGCGCCGGCUUCCAGGAUGACGUCAGAGCGAGCGAUCCCACAUCUUAGGGAUAUUUUUGGCCUGAACCAACAAUACGAUGCCAAGAGCUUUGACGAUAACGAUGACAAAAACAAAAAGAACAAGAAGAAAAAGGAAGACUACCGCUCUUACGCCAACGGAGAUGUGAAAACACUGGAAAGACACCUCAGCAUGAAGAAAACUAUACGAAAAAAAAUCAUGCGCGAUUUACAGCAGGCGUUCGUUGAAGACCCUAACGAGUUUAAGGUCGAAAACACGAGCCCCGAGAAGCUGAAAGCAGAGUUGAGUGCCGAAGCUGUCAAGAUCGAGAAGAACGUUCGGAAAAAUGAUCCGACGUUUCUUGACAUGCUCCGAGGAGAGACGAGAGGAGAGGAGGCACGGGAGGAGCAGCCUCCUGCCGAAAAGACUAGUUUCUGGCGGCGUCUCACUAUGAAGAAUAAAAACAAGAGAUAAAGCUAUUCUCGUUAGCCGGGAAACACAUUACUCCGUUUCGUUCUAAAUCCUUUUGUUAUCCUCGUCGCGUGUUUCUAUAUCCAUUAGGCUAUAUGCUUGUAUUUCUACUUCAUUAAUGUUCAUAGAUUCGGCUACACUACGACUGACAUACAUUAUGUAGCCAAUGAAUUAAUUGCAUAAUACCAUCAUACGAUAUAUCUAAACUGGGACCUAGUUAUAAGAAACCAACUAUAAUAUACGCACAUAAUAGGCUUUUGAGACAUUUUUCUGUAUUUAUAUAUUACCGAAAUG
This is a messenger RNA of Achroia grisella, 941 nucleotides long. RefSeq lists its product as uncharacterized. Lineage: Eukaryota; Metazoa; Arthropoda; Insecta; Lepidoptera; Pyralidae. The record is from RefSeq and is a predicted model, not a curated record. The transcript is spliced from 2 exons. The coding region runs from base 195 to 650 and encodes 151 amino acids.